Molecule: messenger RNA, 3306 nt
Organism: Gopherus evgoodei (Goodes thornscrub tortoise)
Lineage: Eukaryota; Metazoa; Chordata; Testudines; Testudinidae
Product: zinc finger protein 436-like
Exons: 5
Coding region: 968-2737 (589 amino acids)
Biological process (GO): regulation of transcription by RNA polymerase II
Molecular function (GO): RNA polymerase II cis-regulatory region sequence-specific DNA binding; DNA-binding transcription factor activity
Source: RefSeq, a predicted model, not a curated record
GGAUAGGGAGGGGCAGAGGGGAUAAAAGUUCCCCCGGAUGGGAUGAGCCAGCUGCAGCGGUUGCAGAAAUGGAGGUAAGGGGGCACUAGAGCUUUUCCUCCCGCCUUUCCUAGGCUUUUAGUUCCCAUUUCCCAGUGCCGUGUCCUUAAAGGCCCAGUGCAUGGCAGUGCCCUACAGGGCCACUCUCCCCCUGUAUAAGAUGUUACUGAGCUGCUAAAGGAGACUUGAUCCAGUGAAAUGAACUGAGCAGCAGUUUUCCUAUGAAGAAUGAGACACACCCGUUCAGAACCCAAAACAAAGCUUCGAAGUGAAUUUCUACUUCGCGGUCCUUGAUACUGCUAUUCACGUGGUUGACGAAAGAUUUCAACAGAUGCAGCAGCUAGAGUCUGUAUUUGGAUUUCUGUGUGAUAGCUACAGCUUGGAAAAUAAAACAGCAAAACAGAUAAGAGAAUUUUAUAUAAAACUGGAGCCGGCAUUGACUCAUGAAAAUUCAAAAGACGCUGAUGCUAGAGCUUUAUGUAGGGAGCUUCAGACUUUUUCACGUCGACCUAAGAAACAUUCCACUUCUGAAGAAGUACUGAAGUUUAUUUGUGAAAAUAAACUCUCAGACAGUUUUCCAAACAUUUUUAUAACUCUACACAUUCUUUUAAUUUUGCCAGUUUCCGUAGCUAAUGGGGAAUGUAGCUUCUCAAAGUUAAAAUUGAUAAAAACGUAUAUGCCUUAAAAAUGGUGCAAGAGAGACUUGUCUGUAGAGCAUGAAAUAGCUGGAAAACUGGAUCUAAGGGAAUGUCUAAACUACCUAUCCAUACCCGGUAGUGAUUGAGCUAUUGGGGGUUGAUUUAUUGUGUCUAGACUAGAGGUGAUAAAUCAAUCCCUGCUUGCUCUGCCAUCGAUUCUGGUGGAAGCAGAGUUGGGGAGCAGCAACAGUUGACCCAUGCCAUGAAGAUGCUGUGUUAAGUCGAUCCAGAUGCCGGUGACCUUUGAAGAGGUGGCUGUGUAUUUCACCCAGGGGCAGGGGGCUCUGCUGGACCCCGCUCAGCGAGCCCUGUACAGGGAUGUCAUGCAGGAGAACUAUGAGACGGUGACCUCGUUGGGAUUUCCCAUUCCCAAGCCUGAGCUGAUCACCCAGCUGGAAUGCGGGGAAGAGCCGUGGGUGCCCGAUCUCCAGGCCUGCAAGGAAAGAAGGCUUUCGAGAUGCCCUCAUACAGCAGGUGCUGAGCGAGGGAGUGAGAAUGAGGAGGGGAAUCAUCAUGAGGAAGUUCCCGGGGAAGUGGAACCACAGGGGACCUUUGUGGAAAGAGUUGAAGGGAAUUUUCCCCAGUGCUGGGAACAGGGAGAAUCCUGGGGAAAUUGGCAGAGGUCAGAGAGUCUUCUGGGAAACUAUCCAGGGAAGAAAGUGGAUGAAUCUAGUAAUGGUGGGAGAGAGGAGGAUCCCAGAGCGCAGCAGACAAAUCCCAAGGAAGAGACACCCUGCCACUACCUUCAGUGUGGGAAAGAAUUCAUUGUGAGAUCACAGCUUGUGACACAUCGGACAAUCCAUACUGGAGAGAAACUCCUUCAAUGCUUCGACCAUGGGGAAAGCUUCAAUAAGCUCUCAGAUCUUAAUAACCAUGGGAGAAGCCACACGGGAGAAAUACCCUCUCAGUCCCUUGAGUGCGGGAAAUGUUUCAUUUCAAAGACACAAAUAGUUAGACGUCAGUUAAGCCACACUGGGGAGAGGCCCCAUAAGUGCUUGGAUUGUGGAAAAUGUUUCAUAACAAGGUCACACCUUGUUGAACAUCAGGCAAUCCACACAGGAGAGAGACCCCACAUAUGCUUGGACUGUGGAAAAAGAUUCAAAAAAAGGUCACACCUUGUUCAACAUCAGGCAAUCCACACAGGAGAGAGACCCCACAAGUGCUUGGAGUGUGGGAAAAGUUUCAGAAGAAAGUCAAACCUUGUUAAACAUCAGGCAAUCCAUACAGGAGAGAGACUCCACAAGUGCCUGGACUGUGGGAAAAGUUUCAUACAAAGGUCAAACCUUGUUCAACAUCAGGCAAUCCACACAGAAGAGAGACCCCACAAGUGCUUGGAGUGUGGGAAAAGUUUCUUAAGAAAGUCAAACCUUGUUGAACAUCAGGCAAUCCACACAGGAGAGAGACUCCACAAGUGCCUGGACUGUGGGAAAAGUUUCAUACAAAGGUCAAACCUUGUUAAACAUCAGACAAUCCACACAGAAGAGAGACCCCACAAGUGCUUGGAGUGUGGGAAAAGUUUCAUAAGAAAGUCAAACCUUGUUGAACAUCAGGGAAUCCACACAGGAGAGAGACCCCACAAGUGCUUGGACUGUGGGAAAAGCUUCAGAAGAAAGUCAAACCUUGUUGAACAUCAGGCAAUCCAUACAGAAGAGAGACUCCACAAGUGCUUGGAGUGUGGGAAAAGUUUCUUAAGAAAGUCAAACCUUUUUGAACAUCAGGCAAUUCACACAGGAGAGAGACCCCACAGGUGCUUGGACUGUGGGAAAAGUUUCACAGAGAGGUCAAACCUUGUUAAACAUCAGGCAUGCCACACAAAAGAGAGACUCCAUAAGUGCUUAGAGUGUGGGAAAAGUUUCAUAAGAAAGUCAUACCUUGUUGAACAUCAGGCAAUCCACACAAGAGAGAGACCCCACAAAUGCUUGGACUGUGGGAAAAGUUUCAAACGGAGGUCAGACCUCAUUAUACAUGGAGGAAUCCACACGAGAUGUAAACUUCUGUGACAACUGGCAAGAAAGGGUUAAGCAGCUUGCAUGUAAUUGACUCAGAUUCAACUUUUAGAGAGAGAUUUUAAAAGUUUGUCCACCUUAGAUAUGCUAGAGUUUGACAUGUAAAUGUGUAUUUUUAAAGACUUGGAAGAAGAGGGCAAGUCAUGUCUGAGUAACCUAAUUGCCUUUUAUGAGGAUAUAACUGGCUCUGGUUGAGGAGAAAGCAGUGGAUAUAUUAGUCCUUGAAUUAGGGAAAGUUUUUGCUAUGUUCUCCUACAGUAUUCUUGGCAGCAAGUUGAAGAAAUAUGAGCUGGAUGAAUGGACCAUUAGGUGGAUAGAAAGCAGUCAAGAUUGUCGGGCUCAACAGGUAGUGAUCAAUAGCUCCGUGGCUGUUUGGCAGCUAGUAUGAAGCAGAGUGCCCAAGUGUCGGUCCUGGGGUCGGUUUUGUUCAAUAUCUUUAUUAUUGUUUUGGAGGAUGGUGUGUAUUGCAGUCGACACUAAACUGGAAUGAGGGGUAGAUACGCUGGAGGGUAGGGAUAGGAUACAGAAUGAUGUAGACAAAUUAGAGGAUUGGGCCAAAAUAC